AUGUCAAAACGACCAGAAGAAGCCUUCAUCGGCGACGGUGAGCUCCCGCCGCCCUACUCGCCAGAGCCCAGCUCCUCGUCGAUCCAUCCCGACUCGCUCUUCGCCGCGCACCUCACCUCGCUGCGCGGCCAGAUUCGCGCGCAGCAGGCCUCGCGGGCCUCGCGACAAGACCAGCACGACUCGCAGCUCCUUGCGCUUCUGGUGCCGCACGUCGAGGCGCUGCUCGCGUCUGUCGCCGCGCUCGACGAGCAACUCGUGCAGGCGACGCUCGUUCCCGAGGGAGCCAUCGCGGCGGACUGGACGCCUGCAGAGGCGGAGGAUGCGCAGAGCGUGGUCAGGGUGCGGACGCGAGUAGCACCGACAAAGAAUAUGAUGCCGACGGACAGCAAGCAGCCUGCAGCAAACGACGGGGGACGACGGGGGGUAAGCGGCCGCGCGGAGCAGCAACAAGAGUUUGAUGGCUGGGGACGCUGGGGAGAGGAUGCAGCUAGAGGAGGCAAGGAUAAGGAGGAGGAUGAAGAGGAGCAGGACAAACUGUGGUGGAAGGACGAAGACAUGGCCAAGAGACUGGCAAAAUGCCUGCAGCCGAAGCGCAAGGUGGUGGUCGUGGACAGGCCAACAGUCGCAGCCAAGGUGGCAGAGGCGAGAAAGAGCAAGUCAAAGUGGAACUUGUUUGGCGGUGGGAGGAAAAGCAACAGCGAGGGAAAUGGCUCGCCGGUACCGGCGGUGGCCUCUCGGCCGGAUGCUGCUGUGGAAGUGGCUGACGACGUGUCGAUGCAUGUCACGGCGGAGGAGGUUACGUUUCGGCGGGAGAAUGAGAUGGGCAUCUGGGAGAGCAGCACGGGCUGGGGCGUGGUAGUUCGAGUCAGAGUACGGACAUGA
Beauveria bassiana ARSEF 2860 is the source of this 882-nucleotide messenger RNA. RefSeq lists its product as uncharacterized. The transcript has a single exon. The coding region runs from base 1 to 882 and encodes 293 amino acids. The record is from RefSeq and is a predicted model, not a curated record. NCBI's taxonomy places the organism in Eukaryota, Fungi, Ascomycota, Sordariomycetes, Hypocreales, Cordycipitaceae.